Miscanthus lutarioriparius is the source of this 1761-nucleotide messenger RNA. The record is from the annotation of a GenBank genome assembly. NCBI's taxonomy places the organism in Eukaryota, Viridiplantae, Streptophyta, Magnoliopsida, Poales, Poaceae.
AUGGAGGGCGGUGUGACCGUAGCAGAUAAGGCGGAAUUCAAGGAGUGCCUGCGGCUGUCCUGGACACAGCCUUACAUCCUUCAGCUUGUGCUGUCUGCUGGCAUCGGUGGUCUUCUUUUUGGAUAUGAUACAGGUGUCAUAUCUGGAGCCCUUCUCUACAUUAGAGAUGAUUUUGCUGCAGUGGAAAAGAGCACUGUGUUAAGGGAGACAAUAGUCAGUAUGGCUGUUGCUGGAGCUAUAGUUGGAGCUGCAUUUGGUGGCUGGAUGAAUGACAAGUUUGGAAGGAGGCCUUCCAUCAUAAUUGCCGAUGCCUUGUUCUUUGCAGGCGCCGUAAUCAUGGCCUUUUCCCCAACACCUAAUAUUAUCAUUGUUGGUAGGGUAUUUGUUGGUCUUGGUGUUGGGAUGGCUUCCAUGACAGCUCCUCUGUACAUCUCUGAAGCCUCCCCUGCUAGGAUCAGAGGUGCUCUAGUGAGCACCAAUGGGCUUCUCAUCACUGGUGGCCAGUUCUUGGCAUACCUCAUUAAUCUAGCCUUCACUAAGGUGCCGGGGACCUGGCGGUGGAUGCUUGGCAUUGCAGGGGUUCCUGCCCUGGUCCAGUUCGUACUGAUGCUGAUGCUUCCAGAAUCACCAAGAUGGCUCUACAGGAAGGGCAGGAAAGAGGAAGCUGCAGCAAUCUUGCAGAAGAUUUACCCUGCGAAUGAGGUCGAGCAAGAGAUUGACGCAAUGCGCCGGUCUGUGGAAGAAGAGGUGCUCCUUGAGGGCUCCAUCGGCGAGCAUGGUCUCAUUGGCAAGCUGAGGAAGGCGCUGGGCAGCAAGGUCGUUCGCCGCGGGCUAUUGGCCGGCGUCAUUGUCCAAGUCGCGCAGCAGUUCGUGGGCAUCAAUACCGUCAUGUACUACAGCCCGACGAUCGUGCAGCUGGCCGGCUAUGCGUCCAACAACACAGCCAUGGCACUAUCCCUCAUCACCUCUGGCCUGAACGCCAUCGGCUCGAUCGUCAGCAUGUUCUUCGUGGACAGGGCAGGCCGGAGGCGCCUGAUGCUGAUCAGCCUGGUUGGCAUCGUCGUGUGGCUCGCCGUGCUCGGCGGCACGUUCCUGGGCGCCGCGCACCACGCCCCACCAGUCAGCGACGUGGAGACCCGACUGCUGGCGAACCAGACCCAGACGUGUCCUGAGUUCAACCCGAACGUCCGCUGGAGCUGCAUGAACUGCCUCAAGGCUGCGUCCACGUGCGGCUUCUGUGCUCACCAGGGAGACAAGCUUCUUCCGGGGGCGUGCUUGGCGCUGAACGACGAGUCUCGGCAUGCGUGCCGCGCGGACCACCGGGAGUUCUACACAGAGGGGUGCCCGAACAACUUCGGGUGGCUGGCGCUGAUCGGCCUGGGCGCGUACAUCGUCUCCUACUCGCCCGGCAUGGGCACGGUGCCGUGGAUCGUCAACUCGGAGAUCUACCCGCUGCGGUUCAGGGGCAUCUGCGGCGGCAUCGCGGCCGUUGCCAACUGGGUCUCCAAUCUCAUCGUGACGCAGACGUUCCUGUCCCUGACCAAGGCACUCGGGACAUCGGCCACCUUCUUCCUCUUCUGCUGUGUCUCCUUCCUGGCUCUCAUCAUCGUCUUCCUCACCGUGCCGGAGACUAAGGGCCUGCAGUUCGAGGAAGUGGAGCGCAUGCUGGAAAGGAACGACUACAAGCCCUGGAAGAGGUACCAUGGUGGCAGCAGCAUCGAGCCGGCAAAAAACAGUGAGAUUGGCCUCACCACGCCAUGA